Molecule: messenger RNA, 1485 nt
Organism: Penicillium arizonense
Lineage: Eukaryota; Fungi; Ascomycota; Eurotiomycetes; Eurotiales; Aspergillaceae
Product: glutamate--cysteine ligase
Exons: 7
Coding region: 1-1485 (494 amino acids)
Biological process (GO): glutathione biosynthetic process
Molecular function (GO): glutamate-cysteine ligase activity
Source: RefSeq, a predicted model, not a curated record
AUGGGCUUAUCCGUAGAGGGACCAUCAAUUGGCUGGGCCACGACGGAGCAGGCAGGACCAAGUGUUCGGAAAUGGGCGACCGAGCAAUUGCUUUGCCUUUGGAACAAGCACCGCCAUCGCAGCGACAAUGUCGCAACGUGGGGUGAUGAGAUUGAAUACAACCUAGUUGAUUUGGAUCACGGCGCAUCGCGCGCGACAAUGCUAUUAGACCAGAAGAGGGUUAUUCGAGAAUGGGAAGGAGAUCCCGCCAGCGAGGAAUCGCCAGUUACCCUGCAGUGGGAAGGAGCCAAAUACGUCGUCGAAACAACCCCAGCCAAGCCAUAUACAGGAAGGGAGAAAGGCCCAGAAUCCAUUUGCUUGGAUCACGUCCAGGUCGGGAUGGGUAGCAGCAGCCUCCAAACGACCUUCCAGACAUCGAAUGAAGCCGAAUGCCGUUGGCUAUAUGACCAGCUUAUACCUCUUACACCAGUCUUUCUCGCCAUGACCGCCGCAGUUCCAAUAUGGAAGGGAUAUCUUGUUGAUACGGAUGUCAGGUGGCAGCGAUUUGGGGAUUUGGUAGAUGACCGCCGACCAGAGGAGAUGGAACAUACACCUCCUCGCUGGACCUGUAAUCGCACAUAUCUCUCACAGGAAAGACCUCCAGAAAUGGAAAGUAACACACCUCUCCAACCAAUGGACGAAACAAUCAAACAAAGUCUUCUAGAUGGAGACAUGGACGAACAACUAGCAACACACUUUGCAUCCAUUCUCUCCCGCGACCCUCUCGUCUUAACCCAAGAAGAUAUGAGCCAUUUCAACACAUCAAAUACAAAACUCUUCGAACUCCUACACGGCUGCACAUGGCACGCAGUCCGCUUAAAACCACCCCUUUCGUACAGUGGACCAGGCUGGUGUAUCGAAUUCCGAACAAUGGAAGCCCAACUCAUAGACAAGGACAAUGCAGCCUUUGCCAUCUUCACAUACCUACUUUCCAGGGCGAUUGUGACCCUCCAUCUGAACUUCUAUAUCCCAAUUGAUAAAGUGGGCGAGUCUAUGGAGUUUGCAAAUAAGCGCAAUGCAGUCCUUGAAGAGCGGAUGUGGUUCCGUCGGUCUGGGUGGUUGACGGAUUCGGCUCAUGUGGUCAGGUCAGCUCAUCCAAUGUGCGAAGAGAACGUCCAGUCUCGUGUUGAUGGCGAGUAUUAUGCUCUCAUGUCUGCUGAUGAGAUUUUCAAUGGGGAAUUGGGUCAUACGGGCUUCCCUGGUUUGAUUCCACUUGUGCGGUAUUACCUUGAUUACAGCAAAAUGCCUGUGUCGGAACAGGAGAGGAUAUCGCCAUAUCUGGAUGUCAUCAGCAAACGUGCUAGUGGCGAGAUGCCUACGCCGGCGUCUUGGAUGAGAGAGUUUGUGCGCCAACACGGGGAUUAUCAGCAGGAUAGUUAUGUUAGUGAGAGCGUGUGCUACGAUAUGAUGAAAGAAAUUGUUCGGAUGAAUGAAGAGCGAGAGUGA